Molecule: messenger RNA, 6465 nt
Organism: Salvelinus namaycush (lake trout)
Lineage: Eukaryota; Metazoa; Chordata; Actinopteri; Salmoniformes; Salmonidae
Exons: 28
Coding region: 40-6465 (2141 amino acids)
Molecular function (GO): protein binding
Source: RefSeq, a predicted model, not a curated record
GGUUGCAUCACAAAGAUACUCUGAGACCGAGUUAGGACAAUGUAUGAAAAUGUCCCAACAGUCUCCACAGUGGAGCGCCAGCAGAUAUUGCAGGCUUUGGAGCGGCUUCAGGCCAAGAUGGCCCAGAGGGAGGAGUGGACCCACAGUGAGAGGCUGGGGGUGCUGAGGGAUGCUCUACAGAGCCCACUGCUAGGACACAUCCUCACGCUGCAGCAUUCAAUCAAACAACUCAAAGACCAGCUGAACUGCAUGCCUCCAGACACCUGCAGUGAUUUCAGCUUCUCUAGGAAGGGCCAGCUGAUUGUCAGUGCCAGCCGCCCAGCCAGCAGCCUGUGCACGUCCGGCCCCGGCUCUGUGUUGUCCAACGGCUCGGCCCUUGCCUCCCCCGACCAGCUCCAGAGAUGGUUCUGCACCUCCGCUAAGGGGAGGCAGACAGAGCACAUCAGCCUGCCCAAGCCCUUGUCUGGGGGCCUGGGCUUCAGUGUGGUGGGCCUAAGGGCUGAAGGGACAGGGGGCCACGGGGUCUUCAUCAGACAGGUCCAGCCUAGGAGCAUCGCAUACUGGGAUGGGCGCAUACAGGAGAACGACCAGAUCCUGGUGAUCAACGGGACGCCCUUGGACCAGAGUGUCACCCAGCAUCAGGCCAUCGCUCUCCUGCAGCAGCCUGGGGACAGGGUGGAUCUAGUGGUGGCCAGGGACCCUGCCACCAUCACACAGCAUACAAACACCCCCCCGCCCCCACUCCCGCCUGGGCCCAGUCACAAGGAGCAGUGGGGCCACAUGGAGGAGAUCGAGCUGCUGAACGACGGCUCGGGCCUGGGCUUUGGGAUUGUUGGAGGCAAGGCCACUGGGGUGGUGGUGAGGACUCUGGUUCCAAACAGUGUGGCUGACAAGGAUGGGCGCCUGCGUACAGGUGACCACAUCCUGCGUAUUGGUGAGACCCCCACAGGUGGCCUGACCAGCGACCAGGUGGUCAAGGUGCUGCAGGGCUGCGGGAGCCACGUGCGCAUGCUCAUCGCCCGUGACCCCUCGGGACAGCACUCCACCUCCCCGCCACCCCCUCCCCCGCCCGCCACCAGCCCCGUCUCUGCCUUACCCGCUGGAGUCAAACCCCAGAGCAGGGUCAGCAGGACGCCCAACCUGGAGGGUUAUGAGAUCCAUGAAGUGCCUCUGAGGAAGGAGGGCCAGAGCCUGGGGAUCACCAUCAUCGGAUACAACUUCUUAACCUGCGAAGACGCGGUCGGCGUGUUUGUGAAGAACGUGGUUCCUGGGAGUGCCGCUGAGCAGAGCGGAAACAUCCGGAUCUAUGACAGGAUCAUAGAGCUGGACGGGGUGAGCCUGCAGGGCUUCACUAACCAGGAGGUUCUGGAGGUGAUGAAGCAGACAGGCCAGACGGUCCACCUCACCCUGGUCAGGAAGAUAGCCUCGCCCAAACUGUCACUGGAGAGGACCCUGGACAAAGGUGUGGAGGAGAUAUCUCUGUCUGAGCUGAAGGACAAAUGGGAGCAGUCUCUGGGGCAACAGUACGAUGUUCUGGUGGUUGAACUGGACCCUGUUAUUGAAGAUGAUGCUGAACUACAGAAUUACUCCAAGCUGCUACCCAUCCACACCAUGCGUCUGGGGGUGGAGUUGGACUCGUUUGACGGCCACCACUACAUCUCCUCUGUGGCCCCAGGGGGCCCUGUGGCCAAACACGGCCUCCUGAGACCAGAGGACGAACUACUAGAGGUAAACGGGGUGCAGCUGUACGGCAAGUCGAGGCGCGAGGCGGUUGCGUUCCUUCGUGAGGUUCCCCCUCCCUUCACCCUGGUGUGCUGCAGACACCUGACAGAGGAGAACUCAGACUACCAGCCUGACCGGGACGAUGAGUGGCGCUCGCCCAGCACCGCUGCCAGCCUCUCUGAGGACCAAGCCACCCUAAAGGAGAUCUCAGAGGAGGAGCAAGCGCCCACAUACCCCAGCCACCAGAAGGAGAAAGUGCAUGAGGAAGGAGAAGAGGAGGAGGAUGAAGAGGGAGAGCUGGCUCUGUGGUCCCCAGACAUCCAGUUGUUGGAGCUGGAGAAGAGAGAGAGAGGCCUGGGCUUCAGCAUCCUAGACUACCAGGACCCUCUGGACAGGGCAGGCUCGGUCAUCGUCAUCCGCUCCCUGGUGCCCGGCAGUGUGGCAGAGCGCCAUGGGUACAUGCUCCCCGGGGACCAGCUGGUGUUUGUCAACGACACCUAUCUGGACACGGUGAGCCUGUCCCAGGCCAUGGAGGUGCUGAAUGCCGCUCCGUCUGGAACAGUAUACCUAGGCAUCCGCAAGCCACUGGUGGUACGUGGAAGGGACCGAGGAAAGGGGACUUGGGGACCUGGGGCUCCAAAGGAAAGGGGACUUGGGGACCUGGGGCUCCAGAGGACAGAGGAAAGGGGACAUGGGGACCUGGGGCUCCAGAGGACAGAGGAAAGGGGACUUGGGGACCUGGGGCUCCAGAGGACAGAGGAAAAGGGACUUGGGGACCUGGGGCUCCAGAGGACAGGGGAAAGGGGACUUGGGGACCUGGGGCUCCAGAGGACAGAGGAAAAGGGACUUGGGGACCUGGGGCUCCAGAGGACAGGAAAGGGGACUUGGGGACCUGGGGCUCCAGAGGAAAGGGGACUUGGGGACCUGGGGCUCCAGAGGACAGAGGAAAGGGAACUUGGGGACCUGGGGCUUCAGAGGAAAGGGGACAUGGGGACCUGGGGCUCCAGAGGAAAUGGGACUUGGGGACCUGGGGCUCCAGAGGACAGAGGAAAGAGAACUUGGGGACCUGGGGCUCCAGAGGAAAGGGGACUUGGGGACCUGGGGCUCCAGAGGAAAAGGGACUUGGGGACCUGGGGCUCCAGAGGAAAAGGGACUUGGGGACCUGGGGCUCCAGAGGAAAAGGGACUUGGGGACCUGGGGCUCCAGAGGAAAAGGGACUUGGGGACCUGGGGCUCCAGAGGAAAGGGACUUGGGGACCUGGGGCUCCAGAGGACAGAGGAAAUGGGACUUGGGGACCUGGGGCUCCAGAGGACAGAGGAAAAGGGACUUGGGGACCUGGGGCUCCAGAGGACAGAGGAAAAGGGACUUGGGGACCUGGGGCUCCAGAGGACAGGGGAAAGGGGACUUGGGGACCUGGGGCUCCAGAGGACAGAGGAAAAGGGACUUGGGGACCUGGGGCUCCAGAGGACAGGAAAGGGGACUUGGGGACCUGGGGCUCCAGAGGAAAGGGGACUUGGGGACCUGGGGCUCCAGAGGACAGAGGAAAGGGAACUUGGGGACCUGGGGCUUCAGAGGAAAGGGGACAUGGGGACCUGGGGCUCCAGAGGAAAUGGGACUUGGGGACCUGGGGCUCCAGAGGACAGAGGAAAGAGAACUUGGGGACCUGGGGCUCCAGAGGAAAAGGGACUUGGGGACCUGGGGCUCCAGAGGAAAAGGGACUUGGGGACCUGGGGCUCCAGAGGAAAAGGGACUUGGGGACCUGGGGCUCCAGAGGAAAGGGACUUGGGGACCUGGGGCUCCAGAGGAAAGGGGACUUGGGGACCUGGGGCUCCAGAGGAAAGGGGACUUGGGGACCUGGGGCUCCAGAGGAAAGGGGACUUGGGGACCUGGGGCUCCAGAGGACAGGGACUUGGGGACCUGGGGCUCCAGAGGACAGAGGAAAAGGGACUUGGGGACCUGGGAGGACAGGGACUUGGGGACCUGGGGCUCCAGAGGACAGAGGAAAAGGGACUUGGGGACCUGGGGCUCCAGAGGACAGGAAAGGGGACUUGGGGACCUGGGGCUCCAGAGGACAGAGGAAAGGGAACUUGGGGACCUGGGGCUUCAGAGGAAAGGGGACAUGGGGACCUUGGGCUCCAGAGGAAAGGGGACUUGGGGACCUGGGGCUCCAGAGGACAGAGGAAAGAGAACUUGGGGACCUGGGGCUCCAGAGGAACGGGGACUUGGGGACCUGGGGCUCCAGAGGAAAGGGGACUUGGGGACCUGGGGCUCCAGAGGAAAAGGGACUUGGGGACCUGGGGCUCCAGAGGAAAAGGGACUUGGGGACCUGGGGCUCCAGAGGAAAAGGGACUUGGGGACCUGGGGCUCCAGAGGAAAGGGACUUGGGGACCUGGGGCUCCAGAGGAAAGGGGACUUGGGGACCUGGGGCUCCAGAGGAAAGGGGACUUGGGGACCUGGGGCUCCAGAGGACAGGGACUUGGGGACCUGGGGCUCCAGAGGACAGAGGAAAAGGGACUUGGGGACCUGGGAGGACAGGAAAGGGGACUUGGGGACCUGGGGCUCCAGAGGAAAGGGACUUGGGGACCUGGGGCUCCAGAGGAAAGGGACUUGGGGACCUGGGGCUCCAGAGGAAAGGGGACUUGGGGACCUGGGGCUCCAGAGGACAGAGGAAAGGGAACUUGGGGACCUGGGGCUUCAGAGGAAAGGGGACAUGGGGACCUGGGGCUCCAGAGGAAAGGGGACUUGGAGACCUGGGGCUCCAGAGGACAGAGGAAAAGGGACUUGGGGACCUGGGGCUCCAGAGGACAGAGGAAAGGGGACUUGGGGAUCUGGGGCUCCAGAGGACAGAGGAAAAGGGACUUGGGGACCUGGGGCUCCAGAGGACAGGAAAGGGGACUUGGGGACCUGGGGCUCCAGAGGAAAGGGGACUUGGGGACCUGGGGCUCCAGAGGACAGAGGAAAGGGAACUUGGGGACCUGGGGCUUCAGAGGAAAGGGGACAUGGGGACCUGGGGCUCCAGAGGAAAGGGGACUUGGGGACCUGGGGCUCCAGAGGACAGAGGAAAUAGAACUUGGGGACCUGGGGCUCCAGAGGAAAGGGGACUUGGGGACCUGGGGCUCCAGAGGAAAAGGGACUUGGGGACCUGGGGCUCCAGAGGAAAAGGGACUUGGGGACCUGGGGCUCCAGAGGAAAGGGACUUGGGGACCUGGGGCUCCAGAGGACAGGAAAGGGGACUUGGGGACCUGGGGCUCCAGAGGAAAGGGACUUGGGGACCUGGGGCUCCAGAGGAAAGGGACUUGGGGACCUGGGGCUCCAGAGGAAAGGGGACUUGGGGACCUGGGGCUCCAGAAGAAAGGGACUUGGGGACCUGGGGCUCCAGAGGAAAUGGACUUGGGGACCUGGGGCUCCAGAGGAAAGGGACUUGGGGACCUGGGGCUCCAGAGGAAAGGGACUUGGGGACCUGGGGCCCCAGAGGAAUGGGACUUGGGGACCUGGGGCUCCAGAGGAAAGGGACUUGGGGACCUGGGGCUCCAGAGGACAGGGACUUGGGGACCUGGGGCUCCAGAGGACAGGAAAGGGGACUUGGGGACCUGGGGCUCCAGAGGAAAGGGGACUUGGGGACCUGGGGCUCCAGAGGAAAGGGACUUGGGGACCUGGGGCUCCAGAGGAAAGGGACUUGGGGACCUGGGGCUCCAGAGGAAAGGGACUUGGGGACCUGGGGCUCCAGAGGACAGAGCGAGGACAGUGGAGGAGGAAGGUGGAGAUGGUACUGUGGAGAAGCUGGAGUCCAGAGCCCUCUUUGAUCAGCUCUCUCUAGGUCAGUCUGUGAAUUCCUGGGUGGAGACUGCGGACAGCGAGGCGGACUCAGACUCCAGGAACGGAAGAUCAGAACUCAUCCUCACAGACACAGACACAGAUGAUCUACCUGAGAGGGAGGAAGGAGAGGGAAAGGAAACCCCUGCCUUCAGUCACUGGGGACCCCCACGCAGAGUGGAGGUGUGGCAGGAGGAUGGCGAGUCUCUUGGCAUCAGCAUCGUGGGCGGGCAAAGCGUCAUCAAGAGACUGAAGAACGGAGAGGAACUCAAGGGCAUCUUUAUCAAACAGGUACUGCCGGAGAGCCCAGCAGGACGCACUCGCUCCCUCAAGACUGGAGACAAGAUAGUGCAGUGUCAGGUAUCAGGUGUGGACCUCCAGAAUGUCAGUCAUGAGGAGGCAGUCCAGGUCAUCAAGACAGCUCCCAGUCCCGUGGUCUUCAUCGUUCAGAGCCUCUCUGCCACGCCAAGGCCUGUCUCACUAACGGCGCCCAGUUACAGAAAACACAAGGCAAAGAGCAGAGUCAUGCCGAAAGCAGAAGUAGGAGGGGCCCCUCCCCCGAUGAGACUCCCACCGCCCUACCGGCCACCCGGUCAGCUGACAGAGGACCAGGACGAAGAGCUGGAGGGAGUCAAAGAGCGGAUCAGGUUGCGUUACGGGGAGCUGUGCGGGGAGCUGCUGUGUGUGGAGCUGGACAGGGAGCGUCAGGGCCUGGGUCUGAGCCUGGUGGGCAACCGCGACCGCUCCUGCCUCAGCAUCUUCGUGGUAGGCAUCAGCCCCGGGGGCCCCGCCGCCAAGGACGGACGCAUCCGCGUAGGGGACGAGCUGCUGGAGAUCAACAACCAGGUCCUGUAUGGCCGCAGCCACCUGAAUGCAUCGGCCAUCAUCAAGAGCGCCUCGUCCAAGGUCAAGAUCACCCUGAUCAGGUAG